Messenger RNA from Triticum urartu, 585 nucleotides. Its product is annotated as hydrophobic protein LTI6B. Lineage: Eukaryota; Viridiplantae; Streptophyta; Magnoliopsida; Poales; Poaceae. Gene Ontology annotation, cellular component: membrane. The record is from RefSeq and is a predicted model, not a curated record.
CGCACCUCACCCUCGCCGCCGUCCACCCUUGACUUCCCCUUUCCCCGUCUAUAUAACGAGAGCCCGGCGGAUACGUGUUUCACCACCCCUUCCCAUCCCAUCCCGCUCUGCUCAGCUCUAGUGUUUUCUCUCCAUCCACCGAUCGAGUGAAGCUCUCCGUCCGCCGGACGAAAGAUCGACGACCAUGGCGGGCACGGCCAACUGCAUCGACAUCAUCCUCGCCAUCAUCCUCCCGCCCCUCGGCGUCUUCCUCAAGUUCGGCUGCGGGCACGAGUUCUGGAUCUGCCUCCUGCUCACCUUCCUCGGGUACAUCCCGGGGAUCAUCUACGCCAUCUACGCCAUCACCAAGUAAACUAGCUAGCAAGCCGUCCCAAGUGUUCGGCGACACAAUAUUUUCAGGAUGAUUUGAUCUGUUGGUCUAGUCCCUCCUUGCCUGUGUGGGUUCUUUUAAUUCUUUUCUGUGUGCGUUGAUGAUGCGAAUUCCUCCGUGGUUUCCGUGGACCGUGUGAAGAGCAUCAUCUUCUUUAUGUAUAUGAUAUAUGGGAGUUUAUAUAUGCUCCCCGAGUGGGAAUACUUCUUGUUAAA